Molecule: messenger RNA, 1911 nt
Organism: Cajanus cajan (pigeon pea)
Lineage: Eukaryota; Viridiplantae; Streptophyta; Magnoliopsida; Fabales; Fabaceae
Product: Eukaryotic aspartyl protease family protein
Cellular component (GO): extracellular region
Source: RefSeq, a predicted model, not a curated record
CAAAUUUAAUUGAUGUGGAGAUAGAUCUGAGAGGGUAUGCAUGCAACGAACGAAAGAAUAAUAAGAUCCACCCCACUCAACCGCAGAAAACGCGUCUUCUUUUGGCGUUUCUUUGUUCCCCACCCUCUCCUUUCUCCCCCUUUUCCCGCUAUAUAAACAACACAACCUGCUUUACUCAGAAACAGAAACAGAAACAGAAACAGAAACAGAAACAGAGACACAAAUACAAACCUCGUAAUGGCUCCGUCAAAACAUCUGAUCUUCCUGGUGCUUCUCCUCUGCUGCGUGAACCUCUGUAGAUCUGUACAACUCAACCACACCACUCUCUCACUGUCUUUCCCUCUCACCGCACUCUCCCUCUCCGCUAACACCACCUCAAACAUGCUACGAGAGUCUCUACUUGCGAGGCCGAAGCGACCUUCGUCUCCGUACAACUACAAACUAGAGUUCAAAUACUGGAUGGCGCUGAUCGUGGAGCUUCCCAUAGGGACCCCACCGCAGGUUCAGCCAAUGUUGCUGGACACGGGAAGCCACCUCUCGUGGAUUCAGUGUCACAAGAAAGCGCCCAAGAGGCCUCCCCCGACCGCCUCCUUUGACCCUUCUCUCUCCUCCACCUUCUCCAUCCUCCCCUGCACGCACCCCCUCUGCAAGCCGCGAAUUCCCGACUUUACCCUCCCAACUUCCUGCGACCAGAACCGCCUCUGCCACUAUUCCUAUUUCUACGCCGACCGUACUUACGCCGAGGGUAAUCUCGUCAAGGAAAAGUUCACUUUCUCCCCUUCCCUUUUUACCCCUCGUUUGAUCCUGGGUUGCGCUACCCAAUCCACCGACCCAAGGGGCAUUUUGGGAAUGAACCGCGGACGCCUCUCCUUCGCCUCGCAAUCCAAAAUCACCAAAUUCUCUUACUGUGUCCCCCCACGCGGAUCCACCCCAACCGGCUCCUUCUACCUCGGCAACAACCCCAAUUCCCACACCUUCCGCUACGUCCAAAUGUUGACUUUUUCCAACACUCAACGCAUGCCCAAUCUCGACCCCUUGGCCUACACGGUCCCCUUGCAGGGGAUAAGAAUCGGGGCCAAAAAACUAAGCAUCUCGCCUCGGGUUUUUCGCCCCGACGCUGGCGGCUCCGGUCAAACCAUCGUUGACUCCGGAUCCGAGUUUACGUAUUUGGUUAGUGAGGCUUACGAUAAGGUGCGGGCGGAGGUGGUUAGGGCUGUGGGGCCCAGGAUGAAGAGGGAUUACGUGUACGGCGACGUCGCUGACAUGUGUUUCGAUGGGAACGCGGUUGAGAUCGGACGGCUGAUAGGGGAGAUGGUGUUUGAGUUCGAGAAUGGGGUGGAGAUUGUGGUUCCCAAGGAGAGGGUACUCGCGCGCGUCAAUCAUAAUGAUGGGGUUCACUGCGUGGGGAUUGCCAACUCUGACAAAUUGGGUGCGCCCAGCAACAUUAUUGGGAACUUCCAUCAGCAGAAUCUCUGGGUGGAGUUUGAUCUCGCCAACCGCAGACUGGGCUUCGCUGCGGCUGAUUGUAGCAGAAGAUUGCCCUACUAGUGUUGCUGCAUGUUACUCGCGUGUGUCGGCACUAGGUGAUUAAUUCAAAUAUCAACGUGUCACCUCCUGUGUGAUGAGGAUAGAUAUCACACGGUGACCACCAAUACGUCCAUGUGGAAUACAUGACAUGACAUGCACUCUAAUAUCAACGAGACCAUUGUAUAUACGAGGAUUAAUUAGAGGAUGUGUACGUAUUGUAUUAUAUUAAUAUAUGAUCCAUUGCUUUGUUUUUUAAGAUAUAAUAUAAUUAAUGUAUACCAGAAUGUCAAUGUCCUCCUUCAACCUUUUAUUAGUAUAGGUAUGUAUGUAUGUAUUAUGUACUAGUUCCAUUUUUUUAGUAUGUUGUGUUGUUUUUUUUUGUAA